CUGCCCUCAGCCUGGAAGGGACUGUAAGGCUCUUCAACCGGAUAUCCCUCGUCAACCUUAUCAUCACUAAUGGAAGAUCCUAAUCUUCCUAAGCCCCAACGAUUACCUUUCCUUUGUCUCUGAGUUUUGUUGAUAGAAAUGGAAGACUUUGACGAUGAUUUUGGAGAACUUUACGCUGACGUUGAAGUUCACGGGACUUCAGCUGCUGAUGACGUGCCCGAUUUUGCUCGGUUGUACAUAGAACCCGAAGAAGAUGAUGGUAGUGAUGACACGAGGAGUCAAGAUGCUAAGCUUAGGGAGGAUUUUGUCUCGGACGCAAUGAAAGUUGAUGCUGAAUGUGGCGAAUCAACACAUUCUGGCGGUCAGGUUUCGGAGUCCAAUGAUGAUAAGGAGGCGAAUGAUGAUUAUAUUGGAAGUGACAGUGAGGAUGAUUUGAAUAUAUUGUUGAACGAUGAGGAUUGCCCGCGUUUCCCAGUGGGGGCUGUUUGGAACGAGGGAGUUGUGAGAGGGGUUGGUUAUGAUGAGGAUGACAGUGAUGAAGCUGUAGGCCUCACUGAGGGUAGCAAUUUGGUUAGGAAUGGGAAGUGCGGAGAUCAACUGGCUGAUGGAGCUGAACUGGUAAGUUCCAAUGGACUGGAAGUUCAUACUAGAAGUGGGCUGAAAGGAGGAUACAAAUCACAGUUUUUUCACCAUAAGUAUGUAAGGAGAGGUUCAGCGCUAGUGAACAAUAUGAAAGUCAACAAGUCUAUGGGGCUGGUUUCCUAUCCUUCUCCCUAUACUAAAGGUGGGCGCAAUGGUAAUUCAUCUAUCCAGAAACAGUUAUCAAGCUCCUCUCGCAUUGCACAUGUAUGUGCUGCGGCAAAUCCAAUGGUGGUUCAAUGUGGAUACCAAUCGUAUCUUCCUUGGCACUGGAGUAUAUUUGAUGUAAACAUUGAUACAUUAGAGGAGAAGCCAUGGAGAACCCUUGGAGUUGACAUAACAGAUUAUUUCAAUUUUGGUUUUGAUGAGAACUCUUGGAAGAACUACUGUGCAUCACUGGAGCAACUUUGGGAAGCAUCCACGCAAACUGGUAGUGCUGUUAAUGGGUCUUCAAAAAUUAAUCUGGAUGCCACAAGAGAGCAAACUGAACAAUCUGUAUCUGGGAGUUUACCUUCUCUUUCUAUGGUAUGUGAGCUGCCAAAAGGCAGAGCAAUUCAGGUUGAGGAGAGCAUGUUUGAGCGCCAACCAUCCAUGGAUAUAAGACGUCCACGCUUUAGGGAUUCUGAUGUGGUGAUACAGAUCAAGGUGCUCGAAUCCUCUGAUGGUUAUUCUGGUUCUGGCAAUAGCAAUGUGCAAGAGUUAUGUGAAGUGGGGGAAUUUGGUGCAGGCAAUAAUGUAAAUAUCCCCAGUUCUCUCAGCAAACAUGACAAUGAGGUCUCUCAAGAGCUAUUGGAAGAUGUUAAAAAUUCAGAAGACUCUUCCACUGAGGAAAGAAAAGAUCCAGUUUCUGGUGUUGGUAAAAAGGAACAUCAGGAUCAGAUGGAGAAACGUUCAGAAGAUUCUGCAGAAGCAUCAGAAGAUGAGUUAAAAGCAGAGGAAGCUUGCACCACUGAUCAAUGCUUGAUUGAAUCACAACUAUCAUUUGGUGACCACGACCUUAGCUUGACUUCCUAUUCUGACAGUGGAUCUGAAAACAGUGUACAUGCUGACAAUGAGAUAAGGCACAACCAAAGAAGGCAGUUGGAAAAAUCUGCUACAGACUUGAAAGAGUCUGCAUCAUCGGAUCGUAAGAUCCUAAAGAACAGCAAUUUCAACAGAAAACCAGAAAAUAUGGAUUAUUAUUCUAGAAAAAGUGGUCCAAUUCGACGAGAAUGGAGGCCUCUAAACCAUAGCCAUGACCCUCAUUCUAAACUGCAUAAAUUCAGUAAGAAAUAUGACGCCUUCUCCAAGCCUGUGUCUGAUGCUAGGGAGCUGUCUCUCCUUGAUACCGAAUUUCUUAAUUAUAGAAGGAAGAACGUACAACUGCAAGAUUAUGGCGGUCAUAAGAGAAGAGAUGUUUCAUGUUGUGGGGAAACAGAACAAUCCUACCACUAUGAUGAUGAAAAGGUAGUUGAUGAUAUGGCUCACGCUGUUCACGCUAGAUCUUGGUAUGGGGAAGAUCAUGACAGCUUUAGAGAGCAUACAAACCGAGAUUUCAGAAGGGACUGGGAUGAGAGGGAUUGUCUUUUUGAACAUAGAACUGUGAAGAAGGAUCAUGAUGACUGCGAACAAGGUUGGUAUCAUGCUGAUGGAGGAUACUCUGCUGGUGAAUUGAGUCCUCUGUCUUAUAGGGAAUCCAGGAAAUUUAUGUCAAGACGUUGCUCUUCACCUGCCAGGGAGAGGAAUAUUCAGAGGAGAAGAAAGCAUGAGAAGCCCUAUUUGAGGGACAGAAACAGUGAUAAAGAUAAUUGGUUUGAUGAGUGCGGGCUUGACUUCAUAGACAAAAGCUAUACCACUUCUAUUGAGAGAGAAGUGGAAUUAUUAGAUAGUAAAUAUGAACAUCAGUUUAUAGAACGGAAAAGAUCUGUCAGAAAGGCAAGACAUCAUUUCAGGCCUUCAUUAGAAUUAAACAGCUUAUGGUCUGGGAGAAUUGAGGAUAAAUGUCAGGAAUACGCUUGUCAUCAGACUUCAAAUUUGCCCUAUUGUAGACAAUUUUAUCCAGACUCUCAGAAGAACUAUGUGUAUCAAACAGGAGUAAGUGAAUCUAUUAGGGGUCAUGAGAGACAUAGACCCGCUAGGGAUGGCAGAGGCAGUGACUGGUAUCGUAAAAAUAUUGAUGCUUCAAACGAUGGAGAUUUUAUGAUCUAUCCUUCAAAAGGAUGUGAGUUGGGGAGUAGAAGAUACAGUUCCCCAUCCGAAGUCCUGGACUGGAUUGAGGAUGAUGUUAUUUUAAGGCAUCAUGAUACAUUUCAUGCUGAUGAGGAAGCAUUGUCCUAUGAGGAAACAUCUUGGCAUAAAGGGACUCGUGCAAGAUAUGAAUCUCUGCAUGAUGAGAUGGAAAUUGAUGAUAUACAAUUCCAGCAUGAUUACUUACAUAUGCCAAGGAGAGAUAGUGACAAUUAUGUAAAAAGAGGCUAUAAGAUUACCUGUAGUGAUAAGCGUGGGCAAGCAAAGUGCUGGAAUACAAUUGACUUUGUUAAAGGGGAUGGAAAGUUUCAUGGAAGGAGUUCCCGAACUAGAAGUUUGAUGUGCAGUGGGAGGAUUGAAAACUUGGGUCAGGGCAUUUCCAAGAAGCGGACAACUUCUAUGGGUUUAUAUAAAUCCCAUAACGAGAAAGCUCCAGAAUUUGAGAGUAGCCAUAGUGGUAGGAAAAGGCUUCAUAGCAUUCCAGAUAAGGAGCAUAAAAGUUUAGAAGCGGAGGAAGGUCAGAUGGUGACAGAAGAGCCAUGCGUGGUGCCUUCUAUGAACAAAAGGGAUCUUUCUGAGGGCGAAGCACUGACUGGCUGCGAGAAGAAGAGGAUGCCUCCCAAUGAAAAUAAUUCUGAGCUGGACAGCAAUAUAGGUGGUUUUGAUAACCAAAGGCUUCUUGCGACAUUAGCUAAGAUGGAGAAACGUAGAGAGCGCUUUAAGGAGCCUAUUGCAUUGAAAAAAGAAGAGAAGAGUAUGAAGCCUGAUGAUAACUUGGUAGUUGGUACAGAUGAAACGAAGCACCUGAGGCCACUUCGGAAGCGGCGCUGGGGUGGUAAUUGAAUUCCUGCAGCAGUUCAAGGGCUUCUUUGUCCUUCAAUUUUGACAGAUUGGUAGGCAAAAUAUAAUGAGGUGAUCCACGAUUUUUUGCUCCGAGUUUUAUUUUCUUGGCAAAAUGCGAUUAUAAAUGAUUUGACAUUUUUACCACACUUUGGCAAGGAAUAAGGUCUCCACGGCCUAGAUAUCAGGGAGAAUUUGUUGAAAGCUCUGUAUUGCUAGGAUUGUAAAUAAAUCUGACAUUCCUGAUAUAAUCACGCCCAUUUCUAAAUGGCAGUCAUUGCUUUUUUGCUGAAA
Molecule: messenger RNA, 3999 nt
Organism: Neltuma alba
Lineage: Eukaryota; Viridiplantae; Streptophyta; Magnoliopsida; Fabales; Fabaceae
Product: FIP1[III]-like protein
Exons: 9
Coding region: 139-3708 (1189 amino acids)
Biological process (GO): mRNA processing
Source: RefSeq, a predicted model, not a curated record